Messenger RNA from Diabrotica virgifera virgifera (western corn rootworm), 17493 nucleotides. RefSeq names its product disintegrin and metalloproteinase domain-containing protein 10 (gene kuz). Lineage: Eukaryota; Metazoa; Arthropoda; Insecta; Coleoptera; Chrysomelidae. The coding region runs from base 209 to 2902 and encodes 897 amino acids. The record is from RefSeq and is a predicted model, not a curated record. The transcript is spliced from 11 exons. Gene Ontology annotation, cellular component: plasma membrane. Gene Ontology annotation, biological process: membrane protein ectodomain proteolysis; Notch signaling pathway. Gene Ontology annotation, molecular function: metalloendopeptidase activity.
UGUAUCAUUUUUACUCCGUUGACACUUGCGCAGUUUCGAUCACGCAAACCCAAAACAUUCAGUUGUUUGGUGUGUUGUGUGUUCUUCGAAUCGUUCUUUGGUCGUGGUCAGCUGUAGGGUAUUUAGAAAUGGGAAUAUGUGAUAAAAGUAGUUUUGGGUGUGUGUUUUAAUAGUUUUGUGUAUAAUAUUGAAUUGUGCUAGUAAAACAAUGUUCAGUGAUUGUGUUGCUGUGUUAUUGUUGCUUCUAGUCCUACCUUUUAUUGAAAGUGCUGAACGACUGAACGAAUACAUUCGUCACUAUGAGACCCUUGCCUAUGACACCGAAGCUGUCCAUAGGGCUCACACACGAGCGAAACGGUCCAUCGCCUCGGACAAUUACGUCCAUGUGGCAUUCAAGGCUCACGGUCACGACUUUCGAGUACGGCUGAAAAGGGACCUUCACGUUUUUCAGGACAAACUUGAGGUGCAGGGUCCAACGGGAGAACCGCUGGACGUCGACACGUCGCACAUAUAUCAGGGACACAUUUUAGGUGAACCUGACAGUGUAGCCUUUGGCUCAAUCAUUGAAGGCGUUUUUGAAGGGAAGCUCAUGUUGCCAAGUAAGGGUGCAUUUUACGUAGAAAAGGCCCAUCAUUAUUUUCCUCAUACGACACAUCCGAACAGAACAUUCCAUAGUGUUAUCUACCAUGAAGACCACGUUGAGGAUCCUUAUGCUCACAAAAGAGAAGGUCAUUCUGCUGGCUGUGGAAUCAAUGACGAUGUGAUCGAGUGGAUGAACAAAAUCCAGUCGUCAGGAGAAGACCUGCCCAUUACCCCCUCUACGGUUGCUUUCAAAAAAGCCGUCAAACACAAAAAACAUUUAAAAACCAAAAAAGACAAGGAGGAGCCGAAUCCUCUGCCGAAUUACGAGGACGUCGUGAACAAAUACUCGAAAGAAGCCAAUGAACAAAGCAACAGUAGGCACAGAAGAGCCACAAGAAGAGACGAAAACAAAAAUACCUGUUCGCUGUACAUACAGACAGAUCCUCUUAUUUGGAGGCAUAUCAGAGAAGGAUUCCCUGAGCAUCUAGAUCCUAAAAAACAACAAGAAGUCAACGAAAAAACCAGAGAAGAAAUACUCUCUAUAAUUGCUCAUCAUGUCACUGCCGUUAACUAUAUAUAUCGUGAUACCAAGUUCGAUGGAAAAAGUGAACAUCGUAAUAUCAAAUUUGAAGUGCAAAGAAUCAAAAUUGACGAUGAUUCAUCGUGUAGGUGCUAUCACAGAGGUUGUGGAGAAAUGAACCAAUUCUGCCUAGAGAAUAUAGACGUUAGCAAUUUCCUUAAUAUCCAUUCGCUGGGCAACCAUGAAGACUUUUGUCUGGCAUAUGUGUUCACUUAUAGAGACUUUACCGGAGGCACGUUGGGACUGGCGUGGGUUGCCAGUGCUUCUGGUGCUUCUGGAGGCAUUUGUGAGAAGUAUAAGACUUACACGGAGACUAUCGGUGGAAUGUAUCAAUCCACCAAAAGGUCUCUAAAUACGGGUAUCAUCACAUUCGUGAAUUAUAAUAGCAGAGUUCCUCCAAAGGUUUCUCAACUAACACUGGCUCAUGAGAUUGGACAUAAUUUUGGUUCACCGCAUGACUACCCUCCAGAAUGCCGUCCUGGGGGCCCCAAUGGUAACUACAUUAUGUUCGCCUCCGCCACCAGCGGUGAUCGACCCAACAACAGCAAAUUUUCCAGCUGUAGUGUCGGCAAUAUCAGCAACGUUCUAGACGCGAUCGAAGAGAAGAAGAAAAGAAAUUGUUUCACUGCUUCCGCUGGUGCCUUCUGCGGUAAUAAAAUUGUGGAAGCCGGAGAGGAAUGCGAUUGCGGGUAUGAUGAUAAAGAAUGCAACGACCAAUGUUGCUACCCUAGAGUUAUCAGUGUAAGGGAUAAGGAACUUAAUAGAUCAGCCGUUGGGUGUACGAGACGUGCUGGCACUGAAUGCAGUCCUAGCCAAGGUCCAUGCUGCAGCGGCGAAUGCAAGUUUAUAUCUUCGUAUCGGCAGGAAGUGUGCAAAAUGGAAUCCGAUUGUUCCCGAUCGUCGAAAUGUAACGGUUCCAGCGCAGAAUGCCCUGUGCCUACUCCUCGCGCAGAUAAGACUCGGUGCAACAAUGGAACCCAAUUGUGCAUCAAAGGAGAAUGCUCCGGCUCGAUCUGCUUAGAAUGGAAUUUAGAAGCUUGUUCUUUGACAACACAAGAUCAUCCCAAUAUCGAUAAGAGAAAGUUGUGUGAGUUGGCUUGUCAAAAUGGCACUGAUAUUUGCAGAAGUACCAGUGAGUUUGCCGAUAGAGUAGGACUUCCUCCUGGAGGCAUCAGUUUAAGACCGGGUUCUCCUUGUGAUAAUUUCCAGGGUUAUUGCGAUGUAUUCCUUAAAUGUAGAGCAGUGGACGCCGAUGGACCAUUAGUUCGUCUUAUGAAUCUCCUUUUGAACAAAGAGACUUUGAUAACCGUGGCUCAAUGGAUUACAGAAUAUUGGUGGGCAGUACUUUUGAUGGGAAUCGCCUUUAUAAUCUUUAUGGGGCUUUUCAUAAAGUGUUGUGCAGUACAUACUCCGUCGUCUAAUCCGAAACUGAAGAAGGCCCAGAGGAUUAGUGAUACCUUAAGAAGGCCUAUGAAUACUCUUCGAAGAAUGAGAUAUCCCGCUGGAGGAGCCCAUCACGCCGCGGGAGCACCUGCUACGAAUAGAAGUCGAAGGGAUCCUUCUAGUCGUCCUUCAGCAAGUCAAGCAGGACCUAGGCCAGGAUACGGGGAAGGUAGAGGUCACUACCACGCGCCCAAAGCAUAUUCUCCAGUAGCAACAGCACCUCCAGCCCCGAACUACAGCCGUCAGAACCAUCCGGAAUUGUACGCAGGAGCAUACGAGAUGAGAAACAAAGUCUGACAGAGUGAGGGUGGCCAGCCACAACCCUCUCCGCCUCCCGACUACCCUGGUACUCCUUUAGUUGAUGUCUCUUCGUCAUUUUUGCUCGUUCAUCACGCGGGCAGAGCGAACGGAGACAAGACGGAGGAGAGCGACGCCGGUUCUACAGUUUAGGUUAUACAUACAUAUUUAUAAAUUAUCGUCGUUUUUUAAAAGGCAGCUCUGAUUAGGGUUUUAACAAAUUACAGUAAACAUUUUGCAUAAAGAUAUUGACAAUAAAAGGAACAUAUUAUAUUGCACGCUUAAGCGUAAAGUAUGAAAUCAUAAAGAUAUUAGGCCAAAAAAUAUGUUCGUUGUGUAUAUUAGAUUGACCAGCGAAUUAAAAUUUUAUAUUCCCGAUGUUGCCAAUUUUACAAUUUGUGAGAUAUACGGAUAAUACGCAUAUUUUUAAAUGAGACAACCCGUAGAUUUUUUUACAAUAUUUUGUUUUUUACAAUAUUAAGAGAACCAUUUUUAAAUGUUUUUAUAUAUACCCCAUUCCACGAAUAUUAGACCCUCUUGGAUUAUCGCGACAACGAAUAUUUUACUGUGCAAAAUAAGAAGAAGGAACGUAAAUUGCAAAUUACAUUGUUGUUUAUUGGAAUAACUAUUAGCGCCAUUUACUUUCGUACUUCUUAUGUUGCACACUAAAAUAUUCAAUGUCGAAGUAAUCCAAAACAGGCGUAUGUUCGUGGAAUGGCCCAUACUUCACUUGAUCUUUGUCACUAUGUCCGGGAAAUCUUAUAAUUAUUCCAUUUUAAAUAUACUUCCAGACUACGUAGACAACUGAAAUUUUCAGAAUAGCUCAGAACUCAAUAAAAAAUGCAAUAUUUAACAGCAUUGUAACACCAUUUAUAUGGAUGCAUUGAGUUUUAUUUUGAAUUUUAAGUCAUUUUAAAUAUAAAUAAUGCAAUGACAUUUAGAUCCCGUUGUAAAAUACGUAAAUCAAUAGCGGAUAUAGCUCCGUGGUAGAUCAUUCGACUGGUUCAAGCCCAGGUGUUCCCUAUUUUUUUCCUUAAAAUUGUGUGUAAAGCAUUUUCUUUAAUUUAUAUGUGUUUCAAGUCGAUUACAAAAUUCUUUUAUGACAGAAAUUAAAACAACAACAUAGUUUACAAUUUUAUAUUGUGUCCUAUAAAUAAUUAAAACGUGGUAUUAUAAAAAGUUCUUAUUUAUAAAAGUGUAAUUAUUUAUUUUGUAAUUAAUAGUGCUGUAUAAAGAGAAAGCACCUAAAGAAAAAAAUUAUGAAAGAUGUCAAUAUGCCCACCUUGUCUUUAGAAACAUAAAUCCAUUAUUAUGACAAUUCAUCUAAGACUUUUCUAUUCCUUUCCGGAGCAAUUAGUGCUAUCUCUUCUGUAAUUCUGUCUUUCAGUUCUUGGAUCAUCUGUGACCUAUUUACAUACACUUUGCUUUUUAAAUAACCUAAAAAAAAUCUAGAGGUGCCAAAUCCGGAGGUUUUGCUGGCCUUCCGAUAGCUCCUUUUCUUCUAAUCCAACGAUUUGGAAAUGUAUUGUCGAGAAACUCACGAACGCCUUGAAGAUAAUGAGGAGGUGCUCCAUCUUAAUGAAUCCAAAUUGAUCUAUACACGAGAUGAUUUAUAUCAUCAGGAAACAAUCUGGCUAAUUCUAGAAUUAACUCGAAUUCUAAAAAUGCCCAGUAUUCUUCACCUUUUGUGGUUCUAUCCCAAAAAUAAGGUCCAAUAAUGGAUAUGCUGCAUCUGCAUAUUAAUAAUUAAUAUUGACCAUUAACAGGAUAUAUGCUGCAUCUGCAAUAAAAACCUGUAACAGAAGGUGCUCUUAUUUAAAAAUCGCAUAUUUAUUUAUUUGUCAACGAGCAAUUGCCCAUAUUAUCCAUAUACAGUCGAACCCGCUUAUUAGAAUAUCUCUUAUAGGAAUAAGAGAUUUAACGAAUAGAAAUUUGAGGUCCCCGAACGUUUCUACUAGGCACAAAUGAUUGGUUAUUAGAAUAUCCCGGUUAUAGGAAUACUUUUGAUUGGCACGAAAACUAUUCCAAUAAGCGGGUUCGACUGUAUUUCAAAAACUGUAAAUUUGGCAACGUCGAAAAUAUAAAAUUGUAAUAAUCAACUAUUUAUAAUGGGAAAUAAGCCACAAUUUUACCAAAAAAAGAUUUUAUUAACGUUUCAAUUUUAUAAAAUUUUAAAUCGCCGGUCCACCUAAUAUACAUAACAAACAUUUUGUUAUUGUAUCAUAAGGGGUAUCACAGAUAUCUAUUGUUUUCAUACAUUACGCGCGCACUGUAUUUAUAUUGAAAGAACUGAAUGAAAAGAGGAAAUGUUUUGAAUACAAUAAUCUACGAGAAAUGUUAAGGGGCAUUGUAUUAUACAUUUUAAGUGUGUAUUAUAAAUGUUUAGUUUUAUGGACGAUGACAGUAUUUGCUAAUUACACUUACCGGCAAAAUUAACCGCUCACUUUAAAAAUGGGUUUUGAUAUCUCAAAUUUCUUAAGUCUGUUGUUAGAUUUAAAUGGUUUUUUAAUAUUUUGUAGCCUUCUAUUCUUUAACAAUAUCGCUGUAAUAAUAUUGUUGUAAACAGGCAAAUUUUCAUUAUAUACCGGGUGUACCAAUCAAACUGUGUUUUUUUUUCAAACUUUGCGUCACCCUGUGGAAUAUUCUAACAUUUAUAAAAUACUGAAAUUAAAGCCCAACUAUACCCUCAUGUUUUCUUAACAUUCUGUUUUUUGAUUCAUUCGCUUAAGUUGGAUAAUAAAAAAGUUAGGUACUUUAACAACUAACCUUGUUUUUAACUUUAAGGGGUAAUUCUGUAUGAAAACAUACAUAAUGACAGUUUGCUUUAUAAACUUAUGUCCGCAAAUGCUUCGUUUUCGAGAUAGGGGGUGUGGAAAUUUUUCUUACAAACUGCCGAUUUUUUAUUGCUCUAAAACCGGUUGAGAUAUGCAAAUGAAAUUUGGUGGGUUUAAAGAGGUAGUAAUUGUGUAUUUUUGGGCAUACAAUUAAGAAUUUUAUGUUGUUACAUUGGUGCACAUAAGGGUCAUAUUAUCUGUAUGCGCCACAAUGGUGAGUAUUAAAUUCCUAAUUAUGUAUAUGUCAAAAAGUGCGGAAUAACUACCUCUUAAAACCCACCCAAUUUCAUUUGCAUAUCUUAACCGCUUUUAGAACAAUAAAUAAAUUGUCAGUUUGUAAGAAAAAUUUCAAUACCUCCUAUCUCGGAAACGAAGCAUUUGCGGACAUACGUAUAUAAAGCAAACUAUCAUUUCUUUUUCAUGUAGAAUUACCCCCCUUAAAGUUUGCCAUACUUAUUUAAAAACACCCCGCAUUGACGAAAAACAAGGCUAGUUGUUAAAGUACCUAACUUUUUUUAUUCAACAUAAGCGAAUGAAUCACAAACAGAAUGUUAAGAAAACAUGAGGCUAUAGUUGGGUGGUAAUUUCAGUAUUUUAUAAAUGCUAGAAUAUUGCAGAGUCACGUGAACUUUGAGAAAAAAAUCACAGUUUAACCUGUGAUUUACCUGUCUAGCAACAAUAUUAUUAGAAAUCUCGGAAACGAAGCAUUUGCGGACAUACGUUUAUAAAGCAAACUGUCAUUAUUUUUUCAUGCAGAAUUACCCCUAAAGUUUGCCAUACUUUUUUAAAAACACCCUGUUUGGGCGAAAUACAAGGCUAGUUCUGAAAGUGCCCCACUUUUUUAUUAUCCAACAUAAGCGUGUAAAUUAAAAAACAGAAUGUUAAAAAACAUGAGGCUAUACAUGGGGUUUUAAUUUCAGUAUUUUAUAAAUGCUAUUUGAUUAGUACAGCCGGUAUACAAUGCUAAUUUACCUGUCUAGAAACAAUAUUAUUACAGCGAUAUUGUUGAAGAAUAAGGCUAUAACAUAUUUAAAAAAUCGCUUAAAUCGGAUAACAGAUUUAGGAAAUUCGACACAUUAAAAACGACCCAUUUUUAAGGCGGUGCGUUAAUUUCUUGGAGAAGUGUAUGUAUGUAUUUUGAAUAAAAGUCGCUGUAAUUUUUUAAAUCUCUGUAUAGUGACGCUGCAUUAUAAGUUAAAACCUAUCAUGUGAACUAGACUGGUUUAUUUUAAAAAUUCGGCCAAUGUGCUCUGUGAUCCAAGACACGCGCGAACUUUGUGAAAAGUGCGCGUGAAAACUUUGUUUGAAUAUUUGAAAAUUUAAAUAAAAACGGGUGCAUUUAAAAUUGUAGUCACCGUUAAUUUUUAAUGUGUUUCGAAAUUUUAAGUGAUUUUUUAGAAUAAAUUUAUAAUUAUUAGUUUUGGCUUCCUUCGAAUGAAAGGCUGAUAUUUUUAUCCCGAAAAAAAUGACUUUUUCGGGAUGUUUUUAAGCUCCGCAUAUUGGAAUAUCUUUAGUAAGUUUUUUUUUAAAUCUUCGAAUGAGUUUGAUAAACUUCUUUUUGUACUUUUGAUGUUUGUAUAGAAGCUUAUCUCUGUUCUUUAUAAAACUCGUUCGAGAUUUAUUUUACUAGAAAAUUUUAAUUGUUUUCUACUGUGAGUUGAUGCAGCCGUGUAUAAAUGACAGGUGAAGACGAAAACUUUUUCUAACAAAUGCAUGAAACUAGUAAUGUCACGACUAGUUCAAACUACAGAAUCUGUAUUUAUUUAUUUAUUUAUUUAUUUAUUAAGCGUAUGGUACAUCACAGUUGAGAUUUUGUGUAUAAGCAAAGAGGAAAAUACAUUACAAAUAGUAAAUCUUCUUCUUCUUCUUCUAAUGGCGCUAGAACCCUUUGUGAGUCUUGACCUGCUUAACAAUGUUCUUCCAUUCUGCUUUGUCGGAUACUUUCCUUUGCCACUGCCUGAUGUUCAUGGUUUUAAGAUCCCCUCUAAGUCGCCUAUCCAUAUUUUAUGGGUCUUCCUCUUGUUCUAUUUCCUUUUGGCUUCCAUCUCUGGAUUACUUUCACAGCUCGAUUAUCUGACAUUCUUUCUAAGUGACCAAGCCAGUUUAGUAUUUGUGACUAGAAAUCCAACAAUAUCUGCGCUCUGCAUUAAUUCAUCCAGCUCGUGGUUCAUUUUAAUUCUCCACGAAAUAUCGCUGCAAUGUGUUGGUCCAAAUAUCUUUCUUAGUAUUUUGCGCUCAAAUAUUCUCAGUUGAUUUUCAUCAGUGGUUGAGAGGGUCCACGUUUCACAUCCAUAUGUGACCACUGGUCUAAUUACUGUUUUGUAGAUUCUAAGCUUAGACUCACGAUUCAGUAACUUACUUUUCAUAAAGUCUUUGUAUGCAUAAAAACUCUUAUUACCGCUAAGAAUCCGUGUUUGUAUUUUUUGACUGGUGUUGUCAUUUUUAUUGGUUGUAUAUUGCCAUUCUGUGAAUUAUCAUAAAUAAAUCUUCCUUUAGUAUUCCACAGCAGUUAACAGCGAUAAUCCUCUACAAGUACCUGCCUAAUACUACCUUUCACGGCCGCUGUCGUGACGAGCGGCAACGUUGUCACAAAAUUAUCAUUGAGUUCGCAUGGGGCUAUCCUUGUACACUGCAUAGCAUGUUUGAAAUACGCUGUAGUCGUGAUAUUGGCACGUCGUCGUUUGAAUUUUUCCAAUACAUUUUAAUAUUUUUUUGUGUCUUUUGGAAUAUCAGAAACAUAAACUUUUUGAUUUCUUAAAAAUUGAUAUAUUUAUUUUUAUAAUGUAUUAAAAAUUUAAGUACACAGACUAAAUAAAAAUUAUUUUUUUGCAUUCGUACAUUGACAAAGUGAUUAAAAUCAAACUUAAAUUUUUGUUUAUGCUUGAAAUUUCAACAGACAUCAUUUAUGCUGGAUGACAGAUGUCAAAAAUGAGAUUAAUUAUUUGUCCUCACGUAACAUCUUUAUAGAAAUGGAGAUUAUAAAUGACGGGGGACACUAGACCAGGGCGGAUCUGUUUUGUGGUGGAUAUGAGAGGUGACUUUCUAAUGUAUGCAGAAAAAGUUGUGAUAACUUAAGCAAUAGUAAUUGACUUAUCGUCCCUCUCAAAUAGGUUAGGAAUUUCAAUAAAAAAUUAAAAUAUUUAAAAACAUCGUUUUUUUUUUGUACUCUCGAUGGUGAUAACUUUAAAACGAUUUACUUUGGAGUGAAGUACUGAAAUAAAAUACUGAUAAUAGAAUUUUCUUAUACCGGGUGUCCACUUAUAUUUUCCCCCAUUUUAACUGCCUAUAACUUCUAAACGGCUUAAGAUAGAAAUAUGCGGUUUUCGAUGAAAUGUUUUAUUUUAGUAAAAGUUUUGUCUGAAUGGAUUGAAUUUUUUAUAUCGCUUUCAAAUACGAAAAGAAAAAUGGCUGAUUUUUGAAAAAAACGUUGUUGACUUUUUUUAAUAGAACACCCAGUAUAUUUUUUUGUAAAUUGAAAGAAAGGUCAUUCACCUAUCCAGUGAUAUAAAGUUUUUCAAAAUCGGUUGUCAAAUCACUGAGUAAUUAAUUUUUAAAAUGAGCGGUGCAACGUGGAUAUCACAUACCUAAAUAACAUAACUAAGCAAAAUUAUGUGAAUUCCACAUUGCAUCUUUCAUUUUAAAAAUUAUUUGCUCAGUCAUUUGACAACCGAUUUUAAAAAAUUUAAUAUCGCUGGAUAGGUAAAUGACCGUUUUUUCAAGCUACAAAAAAAUAUACUGGGUGUUUCAAUAAAAAAAGUCAACGUUUUUUUUUUUUUUCAAAAAUCCGCCAUUUUUAAUUUAAAAGCGACAUAAAAAAUGGUCAUUUACCUAAAAACUUGAAAAAACAGUCAUUUCCCAAUUCAACGAUAUAAUUUUUUUUUAAAUCGGUGGUUAAAUGACUGAGCAAUUAAUUUUUAAAAUGAGAGAUGCAAUGUGGAUAUCACAUAACAUAAUAUCAAUUUGCUGAGUUAUGUUAUUUAGGUAUGUGAUAUCCACGUUGCACCUCUCAUUUUAAAAAUUAAUUACUCAGUGAUUUGACAACCGAUUUUGAAAAACUUUAUAUCGCUGGAUAGGUGAAUGACCUUUCUUUCAAUUUACAAAAAAAUAUACUGGGUGUUCCAUUAAAAAAAAAGUCGAACGUUUUUUUUUCAAAAAUCCGCCAUUUUUCUUUUCGUAUUUGAAAGCGAUAUAAAAAAUUCAGUCCAUUCGGACAAAACUUUUACCAAAAUAAAACAUUUCAGCGAAAACCGCAUAUUUCUAUCUUGAACCGUUUAGAAGUUAUAGGCAGUUAAAAUGGGGGAAAAUAUAAGUGGACAUCCGGUAUGAUACGACUUAUUAAAAAUAGGUUAGUUUAUUACCCAUGUUGCAAAAUAGCAAUAAAUACAAAAAAGGGGAGAACAAAGCCUUUUCUCUUAUUCAAUGUUUUCAAUCACUUAGAUUGUAGUUAGGACCUUUAUAAUUCGCCUAGAAUUUUUUUUUUUUAAUAUAUUAAGACAGUCCACCAAAUUUCAUUAAAAUCCAUUUAAUAGAUUUUUUACAAAACUUUUUAAACUUUUUGCAAAACCAAAUAAAAAGUGCUCAUUUUAAAAUAAUGCGUUCCUUAAUGGUAGAAAAAGAGACAUUAGAAUAGAUUUGAAUGAAUUGAGGUACCUACCUAUAUAAGUUUCAAAACAGAAACUGCAAAAAGAAAUUUGAUUUAACCAUGCUCCCACAGGCUGAAUUUGUAGCCGCUCAACACUGCUUUUGGGUUUAUUACCAAGUUCAGCAAUGGAUUUGUAAUGAAUUAGACUGAAAAGAGUGGGACUGGGAAAUGGAAAAAAGGUUGUUAUGCGAAAUCUAUUAAAUCGAUUUUAAUCAAAUGUGGUGGACUAUUUUACUAUAAAAUAAAGAUUUUCUAGGCGAAUUAUGAAGGUUCUAAGUGCCUUCUAAGUGUUUGAAAAAAUAAGAAAGUGAGAAUAAGAAAAAAUAAGAUGAAUAAGAAAAGUCUGAUUUUUCUCUCUUUGUUUGUAUUUAUUGCUAUUUUGCAGCCAGGGUAAUGAACUGAAACAUUUUUGAUCAGUCGUAUCUUAUAGAAUAUUCAACUAUCGUUAUUUCAUUACAACUUUGCUUCAAAAUGAAAGGAAAGUAGUAAAAGAAUAUUUUAAUUUUUUUAUUAAUUUUCAUUUUUUUACUAAUUUUAUAUAAAGACAAUCAUUAUUAUUGAGGUUAUACAACUUUUUUUGCAAAAUAUCAGGUCAACCCUCACAUCUCCUUCAAAUCAGACCCGCCCUGGUCUAUAUCAAAAUUGAGAUUAUAUGUAAGGGGGCACGCCUAUUUGAAAUGAAUGAUUUUAAAAUAUGUAUGUGGUUUGGCUUAUUCAAAAAUAUGGUUUCUACUAGUUCUUAUUGAAACAGUUAAAAAGAGUUUUAUUCGAACCUGCUCAUUUUUUACUGGGCCAAUUAUAUUAGACCAAUUUGAUAAAUAUUGCGUUUGAACAAUUUUCUCUUUACUUAUUGUUUCUUUCUUAGCAAUAUUCGAUAUAAUUUCUAAGCCUUGUAAUAACAAUUUUAUUCUCAGAAAGUAUUUAUAAGUAUAUUUUUAUCAAGAUUCAGUUGCAAUAAACUACUUUACAGGAAAAUUUAUAUCGUAAACACAAGUCUAAAGCAAAAGUGAAUAAUCAUCAUCAUAAUAUACAGUGAGCACGUAAAGGUUGGAAUAAAUUAAUUUUCUCGAGAAUGGACGAUUUUGGAAAAAAUCCCAAAACAGGUCAAUUUUUAUUUUUAAAUUACGACUUUUUGGCGUAUAUAUCAUACUAGUGACGUCACCCAUCUGGGCGUGAUGACGUCAUCGAUGAUUUUUUUAAAUGAGAAUAGUGGUCGUGUGAUAGCUUAUUUGAAAGGUAAUUCAAUUCUCUAUUCAGUAAUAUAAACAUUAACAUAACUAUUUAUACACGGUGUUCAAAAAAAAAAUUUUGGAUUAAAUUUAUUGACAUAAAAAGAAGAAUGUAUGUAAUUUAUUUAUUUCAAAAUACAUUUUACUGCUCUCAGAAAACAGAAAAAAAUGUAUAUUUGAAAAAUAAUCAUUGCUUUUCGCUUAAAUUAAAUGUUCAAAUUGUCACGAGGCUGUUGGGUAGCUGCUUUAAUAUUGAAUUUAGCAAAAAACAAUAUUUAUUUGCCAAAACACAUUUUUUCCUGUUUUCUGAUAGCAGUAAAAUGUAUUUUAAAUUAAAUAAAUUACACACAUUCUUCUUUUUGUCAAUAAAUUUAAUUAAAAAAAAAUUUUUUUGGGCACCCUGUAUAAAUAAUUAUGUUAAUGUUUAUAUUACUGAAUAAAGAAUUGAAUUACCUUUCAAAUGAGCUAUCACACGACCCCUAUUCUUAUUUAAAAAUAUUAUCGAUGACGUCAUCACGCCCAGAUGGGUGACAUCACUAGUAUGAUAUAUAUGUCAGAAAGUCGGAAUUUAAAAAUAAAAAUUGACCUGUUUCUGGAUUUUUUUCUAAAAUCAUCCGUUCUUGAGAAAAUGAAUUUAUUCCAACCUUUACGUGCUCACUGUAUGUGACCACCGACAGCCCAUGAAGAGCCAUAGUCACCCGUUGGGGUUUCUAGAUUCUAAAGUUUUACAUGGUGUGGAGGCCAGCUACACUCUAAACUCCUCAAAAAUUCCAACGUUAUAUCUGAAAUAUUUACUUCCUAGUUUGUCUUUUUUAGAAGAUAAAAGAAGCGAAAUAAUUGAGGCGUGUAAUUGUUUAUUAAUAACUAAUAAAUUUCGGUCUUAGCUUUAAAUUUAAAUAGGUACAUACAUGGUAUCUACAAUGUUAUUCAUAAAAGAACUGUGAAAAUUUUGUCUUAGCUUGAAUAAGUACACAAUGGGUGCAUUCUUAAGUAUUUCCGUUAAAUUGAAGAUACUUCUAAAAUAUUAACCUUUAAAAGUCCUCCUAAACUUUCAGUUUUAGCUAACAUUGAUGUUCUAUAAAGACAAUAUAAAGGACGGCUAAAAAGUUUUUUUAGGGGAAGCCACUAAAAAGUUUUCAAUUAAACACGUCACUGUCGCAAGUUGAUCGUGUUUACUACUUUUUACCUAGAAAUUUACCAAAGACUAACUGGAGGAGACCAAAAAACUUAAGAAAGAGAAAAAGAGAUCUGGAAAGUUCGCUGAAAAUAAUAUUUCAUUUUAUUUUUCUUUGUUAUAUUCGUUUUCUUCUUUUGGUGAUAACCUUUUAUUAUGCCUCAUGCUCCAAGAACUACGUUGAAGACUCCGUUGGAGGUAUUUUUUAGUCUUAUCAUAUACUUUCCAGAUAAUUUGUUUUUUUUUUUGUUGUGAGACGGGUCUAUGACGUAGAUAUCGUGUACUUGUACUGUUUAUUACAUUCAUUUUUAAUUAGCAAAAUCAUAUGGAAUAUAUACUGCAAAUCGUCUUACUUCAACAUAAUCUUUAGUGAAGAAAUGAGAAGUCCCAGAUGUAAACAAUAAAUAUGAAAAUUUUCGUGGAGCCACCAGAAAUUCGACUAGAAUUUUAAGAAUUAUAGUUUACAUCGAGGACUUUUCAUUUCUUUAAUAGAUGUCCGAUACGCGAAUUAUUUUUAUGAUUGUUUAAUCUCAAACAUUCAAUUUUCAUAUUCGAUAUUAAACAAUCUUUUUAUCACCCCGUAUAUCACACUAACACAAUUGUUAUUAUAUUGCAAACAUGUGCGGACUAUUUAACCCGCGAGUAGUCGCGCCGUUAGAUAGAAUCUCACAUUUUAUCCUUUUUCGCGAUAACUUGAUGAAAAUUUUUGCAAUUUUGAAAAAAUUUCGUAAGUGCCUCGAGGAAGGGUGUAGUAAUGCGUAGGUAUUUUUCUUCUUCUUCUUCUUUUUGUGGAAUUCAUGGCUUUGGGGAGAGCCAAUUAUCUUUAAUAAUUGUUAGACAUAAUAUUUCUAACAUAGCAAGUAAAUAAAAAUACUAUAAAAUAAAAAUUUGUUGUAAAUUCGUAUUUAAAUUCGCAUUGUGAGAUGAAAUCUAACACGCGACUUUUUACGUUACAGAAGUGAGCGCGACUACUCCCGGCUUAAUUAGUUUAAUUAUUGCAAAUCAUAAACAAUAUUUUCAUAAACAAUAUUUUGUCGAUCGGAUAGCUCAGUGCGACUAGCGGCUGACCCGCACUUCACUUCGCUGUGAGGUACGAGAGUUCAAGCCCAAGCCAGGCCAUCGGAAAAACAAAAAGGCUAACGCGUCAGUAUAAAAUUCUAAAUAUGAAUCUGGCGCUUAGACUGGAAUAUGCGGGCAUCUGAUCGACCUAUGAGGGAGCAGUACGGCAAGGGAUAAGGGCUUGCGGCUCGGUGAUACUCCCCAUAGAUCCCUACCGAAGGGCGUUGACGCCUAAGAACGGUGUAUAUACAUAAACAAUAUUUUUGGCUAGGGCGCCCUAAAUGUGCUGACUAAAUAAAAUCCUUUUGUUAAUUAGACGCUUUCUGGGCUGUCCCCAAAAGUAGGGCAGCUAAGAAAGAGCAUACAUUAAAUACAUUCCUUCGAGUAACUUCAACGAGUGAAGAUGUGCUUGUAACGGGUAGUUCUUUCAAGUCGACAGACUCAGUGAAACACAAGUUAAAAAUAAAUAUAUUAAAGAUAAUUAUAUACAGUUUAAAACAAAUAAAAUAAAAUAUAAUUCCGUCUUCUGCAAAGGAAAAAUAAUAUUAAACUUUAGUACAGUUAUCCGAUCAUAAUAGCAACAUUAAAAUAAUACGAUAAACAGUAUAUUUAUAUACAAUAACAAUCUCGCUACGUUAAAUCAACAUAGCCCUAUAUUCCGAUCCGGAGAUCAUUCCUCGCUACUACCGCCUACUGCGAUGACGAUCAUGGCAAGACCCACGUCACUACUGUGGCAUCCGCCUAGGCAUAGUCCCACCUCACAUACGGUGCAUCUUUUGCCAAGCCAGCUAAUGCUAGUUCAAUACGCUAGCAGCAGCUGUUGAGCCAUGGUUAGUUCAAUUCGCUAGCCACGACUGAUUUUAUUCUUCUCUUGGCUCGCCUUAAAUAUGCUCUUGCUGCCACUACUCCUUCGAUUUCCCCCAGCGGCGCUAUGCGCCAACACGGAUGCUCCUCCGGUCGUCUCUGGUAAAACAGCUCGUCGCUUGUCGUGGCAUCACAUCGUUACAUGCUUUUAAAUACAUUCCUUCGAUUCAAUUCAAAGAGACAUCAUGUAACUUCAUCAAAUGAUUCUCAGUUCAACAGGUCUCCCGGGAAGUUAGUGUCAUUUACAGAAAUAAAUUAUCAUCUUGAAUUUGGUGUUUCACUAAAGCCGAUAGAUCCUGCAGCUGAGCUCGAAGAUUAUACAAUAUUUCUGUUUAAAUUGACGGACCACUGAAGAGGUCUGGAGAUACCGAAAUGGACGUAUGGAUACUUACUAAAAAUAAAGAUAUUCAAAUUUCAAAAUGCCUCAAAAACAAAAGAAUUGCAGCUUAUAAAGUGCAAGGAUUUAUAAAGCACCAAAACCCUUGAGGAAGGCAUUUUCGAUUUAUUUUGUGUUUAAUUUAUUUAUAGCACAUUUUCCUCACUUACUACAGUCGUUACAGAUAAAAAUGUCAAUGAAUCUGUAAACAUCAUACGGACAAGCUGGAUUUUUCUGAGAAUCUCAAUUUUCGGACCCCAAAAAAGAUGCAAAAAAGUUCGCCACUCCUCCCGAAAUUAUCUCGGCUACAUUUCUUGUUUGAAACAUGUUUUCUACGGCGUACAGAUUCUUGGCAAAUCGAUAUUUUCCGUUUAAUCAUAGGUUUAGGCAUUGGACAUUUUCAAAAUACAUGGGUCAGCAAUUUUAGGGUCCUGUAAAAAAUGCGGAAGAAAACAUAACACAUUACUUCAUAAUGACUUUACAAAUCAACAAAAUAGCAAUUCAAAUGAACUUUUAGUAUUCACUAAUUCAAGCAUUCAACCAAGCACAAGUGGUAGUUACAAUAAUACAUUAUAAUCUGAAACAAGAUUUUUGGGGUCCCAAAACUGAUAUUCUCAGCAAAAUUCAGUUUGUUCUUGAUUUUUAGAGGUGUAAUGGCACUUUUGUCUCUGACGAUUGGAGUAUUAGUUGUAUUUAAAAAAUAAUAGUGUUACAAAGCCCAUUUUACACUUAUAAAGGAUCUAUUCAUUAAAAAUUUGUAAAUGCUAUAAAUUUUCCUGUUAUCAACUACCAAAUAUCGUUUUUUGUUGUUAAAUAUAGUUUCGGCUAGAUUUUUACAAUGUUAAUAAUACAUUUUUUGGAAUUGUAUCACUUCUAUUAAUAUAUCAAUGACUUGUUUUAUUAAAUUCUAUAUUUAAGAUUUGUAAACGGAAAGUACUAUUACCAUUUCAAUUUAAAAAAGAUCUCAUUUCUAAGUAAUUCCUUGUCCGAAAAAUUGCUAUUUUUAUAUUAACUGAAUUUUGACAUUGUCUUUGUACCAUUGUUGAAUUUUCUGGAAAUGUGAUAAAAGAAAAUUGAUUUUAAUUGUUUCAGAAUAAUUGCCUCUUACCGCGGAAUAAAAAUUAUCUACUGUUUACCCAUUUAACAGAAAUACAUUAAUUACAAAAAGUAUCGCAUUAUUUUUAAAACAGAAAAAAGUUUAAAAAUAAUUUUUAAUUUUUAGCAGAAUGUUAUAAUACUGGCCUCUCUCGUCUCCUUUGGGUGUCUACAAAUUCAUAACAUUUCAAGUUCAAGCGUGUUUUUGCCGAAAAAAAAAACAGUAAAAACGUUGUUAAAGGAGAAUAUUUAUUUUGGACAUUUGUGUUCGAGAAUUUGAUAUGUGCACUAUGUCUGCUUCUGCUUGAGUUUUCAAUGAGGUGGUACGUUCUUACAAAAAAUGAGUAAUAUAACGUCAGAACAAGCAGCCCAAAUUGUAGGUUUAAUUGGAGAUGGACGAUCACAAUAAUAUAUUUCUGAUGUUAUAGGAAUCCACCAAUCCAGGGUUUCAAGAGCUUUAAAAAGGUAUAAAGAAAGUGGGUGAUACACAAGAAGAGCAGUUCCAGAACGUCCCAGGUGCACGAACCCCGCAGAUGAACAUUAUUUUCAUCUGCAGACUUUGCGUACACAUCAUGUUACAGCUAGAAAACUGCGAAAUGAUGUUUACACAGCCCUUAAUGUUCGAAUAAGUGCCAAUUCGGUUAGAAACAGAUUAACGGAAUUUGGAAUCAGAGCCAGAAUGGCUGCUUACUGCUCCACUGUUAACGAGGGCACAUCAUAUGGAACUUUUAAGUUUUUGACCAGGACAUGUCGACUGGGCUAAUGUUCUUUUUAUUGAUGAGUCAAGAUUUGCAGUGUCAGAUCCACAAAGUACAAAUCUUGAGUCAUCAGUAAAAGAAUAUUAGUCCAGUCGUUAAUAUCCCAAUCGACGUGUCCUGGUCAAAAACUUAAAAGUGCCAUACGAUGUGCCCUCGUAACAGUGGAGCAGUAGCAGCCAUUCUGACUCUGAUUCCAAAUUCCCUUAAUCUGUUUCUAACCGAAUUGGCACUUUACGAACCGAACAUUACGGGCCACGGACUGUGGAAAGAUCAUUUCACAGUUGUCUAGUGUCUAUAAACGGGAAAGGGAAGAAAAAAAUUAAUAUCAAAAAUUAAAUCAAAAAUAAUGGCGCAUAGUACUUCUUUUAAAUUGUUUUUUUCUAAGAUGACUAUUUUUGAAGAGUAUAAUAAUGACUACACUUUAUGAAUGGUAACAGUAGAUAACUUUAAUUCUGUGUCCUUCAAAGAUAAUCUAUAUUUGAUGCUAAUCUCUGUAUUGAUAAAUAUUGUAAAAAUUAAUAUAUGUACAUAAUGGAAUAAAAUAGCUGUUUUCAUACGAA